UGAAACCAAAGCCAAUUAUAAACCAGAUACCACCACCAAUAUCGAUUUACUCCUCCACACCACCGUCUCCGUUAUCAAUGCCGCCGCCAUCGCAAAAGCUGAUAUCCCUCCACUAAACGCCUUUGCCACAACUGCAACUUUAUCGUUACAUCAACCAGAUGAUGCCCCUCUCUCACUCGACUCACUCUAGCAACUCCUCUGCAGCUGCUGAUAGUAGUAGCUCCACCACCAGCAGAUCCGGUGAUGGCGCCGUUGAAGUGGUAACUCCGGAACACUACACGUCUUCCCACCGUCAAUCUCAAACUUUACGCAGUUAUCCACCGUCCGACGAGGAAACCAUUUCCAAACUCAUCGACUCGGAAUUCCAUCACAUGCCUUUCUCCGAUUACCUCCACCGUUGCCAGCAACGUUCCAUCGACGUCAUUUCCCGCCAAGAUUCCAUCAAUUGGAUCCUAAAGGUGCAUGCAUACUAUAAUUUCAGCCCAGUAACGGCGUUUCUCUCGGUCAACUACUUAGACCGUUUCCUCUCUUCCCAUUCUCUUCCGCUAGAAAAUGGAUGGCCGUUUCAGCUUCUAUCUGUGGCUUGUUUAUCUUUAGCAGCGAAAAUGGAGGAACUGGAGGUGCCAUCGUUGCUGGACCUUCAAGUGCUGGAACCCAGAUUCGUUUUUGAGCCUAAAACCAUCCAGAGAAUGGAGCUUCGUGUGAUGGCCAUUCUCAAUUGGAGACUACGUUCCGUUACUCCAUUUGAUUAUCUCCAUCACUUCGUUUCCAAGCUCUCUGCGUUCUCCAGCUUAUUACCCGAUUCAUUUGAUUCUCUUAUCUCUGCUUCUUCCCAUCUCAUUCUCAGCACCACUCGUGUUAUUGAUUUCUUGCAAUUCACGCCGUCGACGAUGGCGGCAGCCGCCGUGUUUUGCGCUGCCGGGGAGGGUUCACAAUUUCCGACUGACGACGCCUUCUUUCACGAGAGUGUAAACAAAGAAACGGUGAGAAGCUGUCACCAACUAAUGGAGAAAUACAUGAUCGACACGUGUCCAUCUGAUCGGCUCAAGAACCCAAGAGUCGAGCCGUCACCCGCGCCUCCAAGCCCAGUCGGCGUCCUCGAUGCAGCUGCUUGUGGCAGCUGUGAUACGCGCUCCGAUAAUCCCGGCUCCAGUAGCCAAGUCGAGCGGCCAGCCAAGAGGUUAAGAUCCUCUGAUCUGAAUGUACAGCAACCGUAGAUAAAAGCCCCAACCCUCUCCUUGGUCCUUCCCUCUUUACCUUCCGAUUUUUUAUUUUGGUCAUUUUAUGUUAUUAAUUAGAUGAUGAACGGUUGGGAUUGUAUGAUAAAAGGGAAUAGCGAAUUUUGUUAUUUAAACAAUGUUACCAUUCUUACUUUCAAGGC
Messenger RNA from Hibiscus syriacus, 1381 nucleotides. Its product is annotated as cyclin-D4-1-like. Gene Ontology annotation, biological process: regulation of cyclin-dependent protein serine/threonine kinase activity; mitotic cell cycle phase transition. Bases 159 to 1217 code for a protein of 352 amino acids. Gene Ontology annotation, molecular function: cyclin-dependent protein serine/threonine kinase regulator activity. NCBI's taxonomy places the organism in Eukaryota, Viridiplantae, Streptophyta, Magnoliopsida, Malvales, Malvaceae. The transcript has 5 exons. The record is from RefSeq and is a predicted model, not a curated record. Gene Ontology annotation, cellular component: cytoplasm; nucleus; cyclin-dependent protein kinase holoenzyme complex.